Brassica oleracea var. oleracea is the source of this 519-nucleotide messenger RNA. Its product is annotated as glutathione S-transferase T3-like. The transcript is spliced from 2 exons. Lineage: Eukaryota; Viridiplantae; Streptophyta; Magnoliopsida; Brassicales; Brassicaceae. Bases 1 to 519 code for a protein of 172 amino acids. The record is from RefSeq and is a predicted model, not a curated record.
AUGGCGAUUAGAGCACUUGGAACGGGGCAUGACAACGAAUCCUCUCGUAGGCAAGUCCCUGAGGAGUCUGUUAAGACCUUUGCAGAUAGAAGGAAAUAUUCACCCAAAGAGGAUAGGAUCCUUAUUGGUGCUUGGCUUAACACCAGUAAGGACCCUCUCGUAGGCAACGAGCAGAGAGCUGUUGCUUUCUGGAAGCGUAUUGUAGACUACUACAACGCCAGCCCUCAGCUCGUUGGGGAAGUACCGCGAGAGGUUACUUCUUGUAAGCAGAGGGGGUCUAGGAUCAAUCAUGAAGUAUCCAGAUUCACUGGUUGCUACAACCAGGCGCUGAGGGAGCAGAGAAGCGGCCAAAAUGAUGAUGAUGUGAUCAAAGUUGCUUACGACAUAUUCUUCACCAAGUACGAUACAAAGUUCACACUCGAUCACUGCUGGAGAGAGCUCAGGCAUGAGCAGAACCCAUACCGCAAAGGACCCGAAGUUAUACUGAACGACACCGCGAAGGAGGACAGCACCAGCUAA